Cygnus atratus (black swan) is the source of this 1511-nucleotide messenger RNA. It is a transcript of the gene ALG1, whose product is annotated as ALG1 chitobiosyldiphosphodolichol beta-mannosyltransferase. The coding region runs from base 1 to 1416 and encodes 471 amino acids. Gene Ontology annotation, cellular component: endoplasmic reticulum. The record is from RefSeq and is a predicted model, not a curated record. NCBI's taxonomy places the organism in Eukaryota, Metazoa, Chordata, Aves, Anseriformes, Anatidae. Gene Ontology annotation, molecular function: mannosyltransferase activity. The transcript has 13 exons.
AUGGCGGCGGGCGGCGGGGCGCUGGCCGCCACCGGGGCCGCGCUGGUGCUGGCGGCGGUCGCGGCGCUGUGGCUGUGGCGGUGGCGGCGGCGGGCGGGCGGCGGCGAGGGCCGGGUGUGCGUGGCGGUGCUGGGCGACCUGGGCCGCAGCCCGCGGAUGCAGUACCACGCGCUCUCGCUGGCCCGGCACGGCCGCGGCGUCUCGCUGCUGGGCUACCUCCAGACCCGGCCGCACGGCGACGUGCUGGGCAGCGGCGAGAUCCGCGUCGUGCCGCUCUCGGACCUGCGGUGGCUGCGAGUUGGCCCAAAGAUUUUCCAGUAUGUUGUAAAAGUCAUUGCUCAGGCAAUACAGCUGCUGUACACAAUGCUGAAAAUGGAUCGACCAUCCUAUAUUCUUCUUCAGAAUCCUCCAGGUUUACCUAGUAUAGCUGUUGCCUGGGUAGCGUGUCUUGUCUGGAGAAGCAAACUGAUAAUUGAUUGGCACAACUAUGGAUAUACCAUAAUGAGUCUGAAUCAUGGAAGAAAUCACCCACUAGUACGCAUUGCAAAAUGGUAUGAGGAGCUUUUUGGACGUUUGUCGGACUAUAACUUGUGUGUCACUAACGCAAUGAAAGAAGAUCUAUGGGUGAAUUGCAAAAUAAAGGCAGUAACGCUGUAUGACAGGCCAGCUUCUUAUUUUAAGGAAACACCAUUAGAGCUUCAACAUCAGUUGUACAUGAAACUUGCAAAAGACUAUGGACCAUUUAAAGCACAGCAUAUUACAGAGUCUGUCAGUUCGAAUGCUGAGAGGUCUGCCUUUACAGAAAUGGAUAAAAGAAAUGGACAUGUGGUAAAAACCAGAGGACGGCCAGCUCUUCUCAUCAGCAGCACAAGCUGGACAGAGGAUGAAGACUUUUCAGUCCUUUUAAGAGCUUUAGAAGAUUAUGAGCAGUAUAUCAAUGAGGGAAUCAAGCUUCCAGCUUUAGUAUGUGUGAUAACAGGCAAAGGGCCACUAAAAGAAUACUAUAAUGGACUGAUAGAGAAACUGCACUUCAAACAUAUCCAGAUCUGUACACCCUGGCUUGAAGCUGAGGAUUACCCUCUUUUGCUUGGCUCGGCAGAUUUGGGUGUGUGUCUCCAUAAAUCAUCCAGUGGUUUGGAUUUACCUAUGAAGGUGGUAGAUAUGUUUGGCUGUUGUUUACCUGUAUGCGCAAUAUAUUUUGAAUGUUUACAUGAACUUGUGAAACAUGAUGAAAAUGGUCUGAUAUUCAGGGAUUCAAAUGAACUUGCAGAACAACUGAAGAUGCUUUUCCUGGAAUUUCCCACACUGGAAGGCAAACUCCAGAAUUUAAGAAAAAACCUUUGUGCAUCCAAGCAGCUGCGUUGGGAUGAGAGUUGGGACCAGACUGUUCUUCCCUUGUUUAUGCAGAGUGAAUGACUUUUUGUGGGGAGAGGAGGGUGUCCAAAAAGCUAUCACAUUCCUGGAGUUGCAUAGAUGUGACAAUCAGUGAAUAAACACUCUGUGUUAUCUGU